AAUAUCAACAUUUACAUUCGCCAAGCUUAUAAAGAGGAGUCAAAUUAAGUUUAAGUUUUCAUAGUGCCUGUCGAACUUUUUGUGCACAAUGAAACAUCCAAAUAAACAUUUGGCGACUGUUUUCGCUUUAAUUUUAGCAUUGGGAUAUGUUAACGGCGGAAUUGUCAAACGUGAUGAAGAUGAUGAUGACGAGAAUGGUGGACUGACUGGAAUGGUAGUUGGUGUAGUAGAUUUUACUCGAGAACUUCCACUUGUUGGGGGUAUUUUUGGAGCUGGAAUUGAUACUGUUACCGGCAUAUAUCAAGGUGCUCAAGAUGUCACUGAUGGUGCAGUUGGGAGAAUUCUAGGAGGUGCAUUCCCUUGUACGAUUUCCUUAGAGUCAGGACUUGUCUGCUCUGGUACUACCGUCAACUCUAAACUUAGCGAUCUCGUUAAAACACUUAUGGAUCCAAUACCUGGUAUUGUAAUGCCUCAAUUCAUAAAAAAUUUUAUCACGUUUGUUAUUAAUUUGCUGGCUGAACCUACAUUGGAUGUUAUUUUCGGAGGAGUUCCAUUACCUAACAUGGUUGCUGCAUAAGUGUUACUUUUAUUAUAAUUAAUGUUUAAGAAACAGUUUAUACGUAAUUUUAUAAGUUAUUGAUGUGCUUUGUAUAAGAAAAUAAAUAAAAACUCAAAAAAAAAUUA
Molecule: messenger RNA, 684 nt
Organism: Chelonus insularis
Lineage: Eukaryota; Metazoa; Arthropoda; Insecta; Hymenoptera; Braconidae
Exons: 2
Coding region: 89-577 (162 amino acids)
Source: RefSeq, a predicted model, not a curated record